This is a messenger RNA of Meleagris gallopavo (turkey), 901 nucleotides long. NCBI's taxonomy places the organism in Eukaryota, Metazoa, Chordata, Aves, Galliformes, Phasianidae. The record is from RefSeq and is a predicted model, not a curated record.
CCUCCAAAGUUCAGUGAGAAACAUCACCCGCGCUCCGCUGCACCGCCCCGAGGACAAUGGCCGGGUCUCCUGCACUGCUCCUCCUGCUCAGCCUGGGACUCUGCUGCACCGGUACCCAGGCACAGAGGAACACGAUGGAGGCCAGGUUCUUCAACAGGAAUAUGAAGCACCCCCAGGAGGGACAGCGGCUGGAGCUGGAGUGCCUGCAUUACAACAAGGACAGUGGUGUUUCCUGGGUCCGACAGGACAAGGAUGGGAAACUUCACUUCAUCGUCUACAUUUCCAUGCUUUCCCAGACCACCUACCCAGGGAAUGAGAAAACAUCUUCACAAUUUGAGGUAUCAGGGGGAGACUACAUCUGCAUGCUUGUGGUGAAGUCCUUCAGGGCACAGGACCAGGGGACCUAUUUCUGCGUCAACUACAUCAACCAGGUGCUGUACUUCAGCUCUGGACAACCCGCCUUCUUCCCAGUCACAACAACAGCAGCACCCACCACAUCCACUGCCACCCCCCAGAGCAGCCAGGUCACCACAAAGGACAACUCGCAACAGAGCCCACAUGCAGAAGGAACAAGCAAUGAGAACACACCAAGAUUCUACUGUAAAUCAGUCAUGUGGGUUAACUUGGCUUGUGCCUGUCUCCUGCUCCUCACUGCCAUAACCAUCACCAUCACGCACUGCCAAAGACCAAGCUCAGCGUAAGCAAGCAGUGCUGCGUCGCUGCUCAGCAGAAGGCACACAGGCGUCCUCCUCAAGCACCGCACGGAUCCCAGCAGCAACACACACAGCUGCCCUGAUGCAGCGCGGGCAUUUGGCUGCUCCUCCUGUGCUGCCCACCAGCACUGCACACCUCCCGCGCCCUGACCUGUGCUCCUGCCCCACACUGCUGGCACACACCCAGA